Molecule: messenger RNA, 2024 nt
Organism: Strongylocentrotus purpuratus (purple sea urchin)
Lineage: Eukaryota; Metazoa; Echinodermata; Echinoidea; Camarodonta; Strongylocentrotidae
Gene: tsr2
Product: pre-rRNA-processing protein TSR2 homolog
Exons: 6
Coding region: 54-707 (217 amino acids)
Biological process (GO): maturation of SSU-rRNA from tricistronic rRNA transcript (SSU-rRNA, 5.8S rRNA, LSU-rRNA)
Cellular component (GO): nucleus
Molecular function (GO): protein binding
Source: RefSeq, a predicted model, not a curated record
GUGACAAACAUUGGCUCAAGAAAUUCGCUGAGGGCGCUGAAACUGUGAAAAGCAUGGCGUAUGCAGGAGCAAAAGAGCAUCUUGUGGUUUUUCACCAAAGUAUUCAAUCUAUAUUCGAUGGAUGGACCGGUCUACAGCUAGCAGUGAGGCAAGGUUAUGGUGGUCCUCAUGGUUUGGAGAAAGCAAGGUGGAUGGUAGAUGCAGUACAUGAUUGGUUUUUAGAAAAUGAUGGAAUUGAACCAUAUGAAUUGGAGGAUUUUCUGGCCGACAUUCUAGACCAUGAAUUUGACACAAUAGUAGAAGAUGACAGCUUAAAUUUGGUUGCUACCAAUAUCUGUACCAACUUCCACCUUUGUACAACUGGUCACCAUGAGGCAGUUCUGGAGAAGAUUAAGCAGACACCAGCAGCAAGAAUUGGAGAGUGUGUGGCAGACGCAACAGAGGAUAUGGAAGAGGAUGAUGUCCCAGAUGGGUCAGUGCAGGAUGCCAACAUGCAGGCUAUGCUGGGUGGAAUGAGGUUAGGUCAACAAUCACAUGGGAGCAGUUCACAAAAUAAUAGCGAGAUGGCAGGACCAUCGUCAUCAUCGUCAUCAUCCUUAGGAGCAACAGGAGGAGCAUCCUCAUCUAGUUCUUCAAUAAAUUCAAGACAGGAACCGGCGGAAGACGAGGAUGGCUGGACAACAGUACGGAAAACAAAAAAGAAAUGACACAAGGAACAACAGUUGAUUUAGUUUCUAGAGAUAUUUAUUCUUAUUUAUCAUAGUUUAUGUGUAAAACAAACACAAAUUGGAUGGUGGGCACACUCAUGGUAGAACAAAUAGAGCAGUGCUGCCAGUUUGUGUUAGUAUGAAAAUGGACAAUUCUUAGUAUUUUGUCACAUACAUUACGAAGCUCAUGAAAUAUUGCGGUAUACCUCAUGAUUGCAUGAAGGUGAUAGCCGUGCUAUAGCUCGAACAAGACGUAAUUCUACAGUUAACUCUGCAUAAUUUGUAGUUGCACAAGUCAAAUUUCCCCUAACUUGAAUCAAUUUUUUUUUUACCAAACAAUGCAUAACAUAUUCUUUACAUUUCAUCAAUCAAAUUUUGCGUUAGUCAAACUAUUUUUUACUGGUCCCAACAGAUUUGACUGAUGCAGUGUUAACUAUAGUUGUAUUUUUUGUUAUGUUCUCAAUUUUAUAGUGAUAAUAUAGUCAUGUAUGGGAUAUAGACAUUACCACAUACCGGGGUACCUUGUCCUUGCCUAGACACAGACCCAAAUUUUUUUAUAUGGAUCCAGGGGCUGUAACACACCAUUUCCAGUUCAAACUUCUAUUUGGCAAAACUGGAUUGUUUUAUUGGCGGACACUGACUUUUUGGAGCCAUGAAACUUUUAAAAUGUGAGGAAUAUUUUUUGUCUUGCUCGAGUGAUUGGAGAUUUUUUUUUCUUCAAAAAACAUUGAUAUUGGAAACUUUGUUGAUGAUACAUGUACCAUGAUUUAAGUUAAUUUAAAGUACUUGUACUGGAAACAAAUGAAACUGAAUAAUAAAUAUGAAGCAUGGGUGAUGUAUUGUACAACUUUAUUUUCCAUAAGUUAUGAUACAAUAUACCUGAAUAUUCCCAAAGAUUUAUGAUCUCUCUUAAAUGAUGAAUUUGAUUCUAGUUUUUGUUGUAAGGAAAACCCUGUAGUUCCCAUCAUUCAUACCGAUUGGCCAUUAACAUUUUUAAUUUAAAUGUAAUACUCUCUUUAUAAUUUUAUUAAUCUUGUUUAAUCCUUGUUAAUAAAUACUACACAAUUCUACUGUCAUAUAUACAUGGACAGCUUUUCAAGUAACAGUCAUAAGUACAAGUUCACUGACUACCCAUUGAAACAUGUGUAUAAAAUUUAACACUGUAUAUUUCAAUACGAUGUCAGUGAGCUUGUACUUACCAUGAUUUUCUUAAACGAUGCCCUUGUAACUACAGCAUUUUUUUUGUUGAGAAUGUACAGGUUUAACACAUUCCUUCAAUACAAUACAAUAAAGUCAUUUCUAUAGCUCUUUUGCAAA